Messenger RNA from Diaporthe amygdali, 1131 nucleotides. RefSeq lists its product as uncharacterized. Lineage: Eukaryota; Fungi; Ascomycota; Sordariomycetes; Diaporthales; Diaporthaceae. The record is from RefSeq and is a predicted model, not a curated record. The transcript has 7 exons. Bases 1 to 1131 code for a protein of 376 amino acids.
AUGCGGCUCUACAUCUCUGCUGCUGCCGUUGAAACGGGUUCGACCAGCAGUGAUGAGAAGUUCACGUCGACUAUCAUACCGCUCGCUGCGAGAGCUGACGUACACCAAUUUAUCUGGUGCGCUGGCGUUUUUCUCGUCCUGGUGACAUCUCGCUGGCUCAUGCAAUGGCACCUGUCGACCUGGGGCCGGCUCCUGUGCUCACAUUGCAAUGGCUUCCAGGUCUCCUUCUUCGGCUUCGUUGUCGCCCUGUUCUUAGUCAGCCAUGUCGCAAGACUCACACAGUCCUUUCUUGUCAUACAAGCCCUGUAUGCCCUGUCGAUGUGCACUGUGAAAUGGAGCAUGUUGUUCAUGCUGAAGAGAAUCUUCUCCGUCAAGCCAUUUGAGAUCGUGACCUGGGUCAUAAUAUCACUCCAAGCUGGGUGGCUCGUUAUGACCGUACUCAUUGGUUUCCUCAUCUGCCGGCCGGUGCAAAAGAACUGGGACCCAACAGCGGAGGGAACUUGCGGCAACCAGAUCGCUGGCUACACUGCUGUUUCUGUGGUCAACGUCAUUGUAGACGUCUUGAUGCUUCUUCUACCUCUGCCUAUGGUUUAUAAAUUGCAGACUAGGCCAGGCUAUAAGGUUGGCCUGUUUGCCAUCUUCAGCAUUGGCUUAGUUACCAUAGCCUUCUCGACAGUACGCCUGACGUCCCUAAACUCGAUCAACUUCGAUGACUUUUCAUAUACCGUCAUCCCAGUUAUGACUUGGACGACCGCCGAAGCUGGGGUCGCUAUAUUGGUAGCAUCGUCGGCCCUCCUGCGGCCUGUAUUUGACAAGAUGUUCCACCGCAUCCUCUCAUUGUCAUCAGGAAAAACACCGGGGCCCUCCAAUGCUUCGGCACCGUACAUGAGUAGCCAGUCGAGGAUAAACGGCAAACAGCGGAGAGAAUUCGUCAAUGUCGGAGACUCUGAAGAGAGCUUUGAACUCGAGGCAAGAGGGCCGCGCACAGAGAUCCAGGUCGGAUCGAGACGGAGCAAAGGCACCCUAGACGCGAUGACUCUGGCGGCCGGUGGGUCUUCUGACAGGAAGGGGCGGAUGACGAUAGUGGUACAGCAGCAGGUCGAGCAGACAUACGAGGGGAGAAGCGUCUGA